Messenger RNA from Danio aesculapii, 627 nucleotides. RefSeq lists its product as uncharacterized. The transcript has 4 exons. NCBI's taxonomy places the organism in Eukaryota, Metazoa, Chordata, Actinopteri, Cypriniformes, Danionidae. The coding region runs from base 1 to 627 and encodes 208 amino acids. The record is from RefSeq and is a predicted model, not a curated record.
AUGGGUGUGUUUGGUGUUGAUGAAGUGAAGUCUGUGACGGAGGGAGAUUCAGUCACUCUAAACUCUGCUGUUACGAAGAUACGAGAAGAUGAAGACAUACUGUGGAAAUAUGGAGCUAAAUUAUCUCUGAUUGCUGAAAUCAGUAGAGCUUCUAGAAUCUUCUCCACAUAUGAUGAUGUUCUUAAUGGGAGAUUCAGAGACAGACUGAAGCUGGACAAUCAAACUGGAUCGCUGACCAUCAUUAACAUCACGACUGAACAUGCUGGACGUUAUGAACAACAGUUAAGCGGAGUAAAGUGGUCUUCAAAAACAUUCAGAGUUACUGUCUAUGCUCUUCUGCCUGCUCCUGUCCUCAACUCUUCUCAGUGUUCUUCGUCCCAGUCUAAUUGUUCAGUGUUGUGUUCAGUGGUGAAUGUGAGCGCUGUGAGUCUCUCCUGGUACAAAGGAAACAGUUUAUUGUCCAGCAUCAGUGUGUCUGAUCUCAGCAUCAGUCUCUCUCUACCUCUGGAGGUGGAAUAUCAGGAUAAAAACACCUACAGCUGUGUGAUCAACAACACCAUCAGCAACCAGACCACACAUCUGGACAUCAACACACUCUGUCAGACAUGUCCAGGUGCCCGCUGGUAA